AUGGGUCGCUGGGGCCGUCGUAUGUUCGAGGGUGAUAGCGACCUUGGCCUGCUAGCAGACCUAGAGAAUCAUGUUGGAAUAAAGGAAAAAGGGGAACACAGCAUGGAAGACAUGAUAAUGAUGAGAAUGCCCGACGAGAAAGUGAAAUACGUCCGGGAAAAGCUGGGCACAAGUAGCUACGGGGAAACCUUGCUAACCAACUGCAAGUCGAAGGAUCUAGGGUGGAAUGGAAAACAUUGCACUGUCAUUCUGGGCGCUGUGAUGAUUGCUGCAGGGGCCCAUACUUCCUCUGAGAACAUGCAACACCUUCGCAAACCGGUUCCUCAGAUUAACUGCAAUACAGGCUAUACUAUGGCCCUUUUCGACGAAGGGUUUCGUGCUCCGGGUCGACCUCAAUUCAUUGCUGCUCUCGAUCACUACCAGCCCGGGAUUGCUCGAAGCGUUCGCGACCUGCGGAUUGUCAGCGUGGUCACUGGAAGCAGCACAAACCUGCCUGCGGUGAUCCAGAAAGCAAAUUGA
This is a messenger RNA of Penicillium angulare, 519 nucleotides long. RefSeq lists its product as uncharacterized. The transcript has 4 exons. The coding region runs from base 1 to 519 and encodes 172 amino acids. The record is from RefSeq and is a predicted model, not a curated record. Lineage: Eukaryota; Fungi; Ascomycota; Eurotiomycetes; Eurotiales; Aspergillaceae.